AUGAGCGAUGUGGGUUUUUCUUUGCAUUUCUGGGCGAUUCCGAUGAUUUUCAGAACAAAGGACCCGUGGAGAAGACGAAGGAAGCCGCGUCGGACGCCUAUCACAAGGUCGUCGGUGAGAAGAAAACCGAAGACAAGGCCGCCGACCAGGUCAAGGAGACUGCCGACUCUGCGGCUAAGAAGGUUUUUUCGAUUAUUUUGAGCCCUGGAAAUGAAAAACUGUUAUUUAUUUUAGGCUCAUCUGAAAUCGUUUUUUUUUGUCAUAGUAUAUCCUUCAAGGAUGAAUAUAAUAUUCUCAAGAUCGUGACACUUCAAAUUCAAUAUUUCAAUCGAGAAAGUCGGAUUCGAUGUUGUCUACUGAUUUUUUUUUUCGUAGAAAGAUUGGAUGACGGCACUGCUAAUUUUCGAGAGGUGACGUCAUCGAUCGGAAAAAUGACGUCACUGCGGAUAAUUUCCUGAUGAAAACUUGAUGACCGAGUUUUAGAAGUAUAUCUUUUGUACUCUCGUAGCUUUGCCUCAUUUGAUGACGUCAUAAUUUGAAACGAUGACGUCAUGGAUUUAUAAAUAACACUCGAAGAUCUACAAAGACUGCAUGCUCUUCUAAUUUCGAACGUUUUUUCUAGUUAUUUUUAUUCAUCGAAAUUAAAGAGGUUUCUUUUUUCUUUUAGUAACAUCUAUUUUAUAAUUAUUAAAAAUUCGAUCAUGAAAAAGUUCUAUUCAGGAAAAGAUUAAUCGAAUUUUCAGUCCUUUAUUUUAGAUUUAGCUCUGUUUUAUCAACUGGGUCUAUUUGAUCAUCCUUUAGUGGCUCGAAAUUUUCUUUUUUUGAUAACUUUAAGCCUCAUAUAUAUGAAUAUAUCAUAUCAACAAAAGCCUGGAUUUUUUAAAUCGUUUUUUGAACCUACUUCAACUUUCAAAAUAACUCAGAACAAAUUGAAUUGAACUAAUUAAGGUGAAGGAAGUCCGUAAAGAUGCCCAAGAAGCGGUUGAUAAGCUUAAACCAGAAGAAGAAAAAGAGACGACCAAGGAGAAAAUCGAGCACAAAGCCGAACACGUCAAGGAAGUCAUCAAGGAGAAGGUUGAUUUCUUCCAAAAUUAAAUGUUUAAAUUAUUAUUGCAGGUUGAAGAUUUAAAAGAAGGCGCCAAGGACGCCAAGGACGCCAUCAAGGAGAAGGUAAUUUCUCGAAUUUUGAAGUAAAUUUGAACCAGUAGAAGCAGCUUUUCAUGAAAAUGUUUUAAAAGUCAAAUUUUCAGGUCGUAGACAUCAAGGAUGCCAUCAAGGAUAAGGUAUUAAUUUUUUUAGUGCGCAAAAUUUUUUUAAAAUUGCAAGAAACUUCUUUUUGGAGAAAAUUAUUUUUUUCAAAAAAACUUCGAAAAAUCUUAUGAUUUAUGAGUAUUUUUUUCAUAUGAUUUUUUUGGUUUCUUUUCCAUUUUUUAAAUAUUUAAAAAAAUAUCGAUAAAAUAAUUUUUCCAGGUCCAAGAAGCGAAAGAUAACAAUUAG
Molecule: messenger RNA, 1497 nt
Organism: Caenorhabditis auriculariae
Lineage: Eukaryota; Metazoa; Nematoda; Chromadorea; Rhabditida; Rhabditidae
Source: the annotation of a GenBank genome assembly